Oikopleura dioica is the source of this 555-nucleotide messenger RNA. NCBI's taxonomy places the organism in Eukaryota, Metazoa, Chordata, Appendicularia, Copelata, Oikopleuridae. The record is from the annotation of a GenBank genome assembly.
AUGAUACUUUUCUUUGACGUCAAUUACGAACCACGAGAAUAUGAUCCUGUAAAAAGCCGCCAGCGAUGUAAAAGUGAGCGCGAUCUGAGACGGUCAAAAUCAGCACGGUCAAGAGCAGGGCGAGCACCUUUGGCAAAAAGUACAAAGGAGCUGAUUGUUGGCUCUCGAACUGGAUCAAGAUCAAAUUUGGCUGGAUCGAGAGGCGCCAACAGAGCAAGACUACCGUCCAAAAACGGCAGCGUAUUUUUAUCUGGAAAUAAAUCGGGAGCAGCUACACAAGACUUUGCUCUUCAGAAGCAAUUAUCGGAGUUACGGACUGAGCUGAGCCGCUUGAAACACUCGAUUCAACUGCUGGAGAAGAAGAAGCAACUCGAAGAACAGAAAGUGAGCACAGUGAUUGACAUCUGCAGUGAGCUAACACCAGAUGAUCCAGAAUUCGACCUCGCGGAAAGAAUCAUCAACGAGAUUUUCGAGCUUGAAUCUGCCAACCAAGGUUUGGAUCGACUACCGAGCAUAUCGAUGCAGUCAACAAACUCGAUUGGUGAAAUGUUUUGA